GUGGCUCCGCUGGGAGCGCGGCAGCCGCCGAACGCGGGGGUCGCCGGUUCGAGCCCCGCGCAUGGAGAGAGCGGUCCCGCCACGGGGAGAGUCGGGGGGAGCAUGGGCGAACCCCUGGGGCUGGGGGACCGAUUCCAGCGCCGCUUCCUGGCGGCCCGGCAGCUCCGCUCCUUCCCCUGGGAGGAGCUGGAACAGAAGCUGCGGAGCUCGGCGGAUCCCUCGCUCCCGGUGGAAAUUCUGCACAAGAUCUGGGACCCAGCCACCCCCUGGCCCAUCCCCCUGCUCCGGUUUCUGCUCGGUACCGCUCCUGGGACCUGCAGAGCCCCUUGUCCCCCGACCGUUCUCCAUCCUCUGAGCAUCCGAUAUCCCCCUCCCACCAAGUACAGAAGAUGCUUCCUAAGAGAACUCAUCAAAAAGCACGAAGCCACCACAGCAGAACCCCUGGAUGACCUGUACGAGGCACUGGCAGGUAUUUUAAAUGAAGAAGAAUCGACUCAGGGCUACAAAAGCUACUUACUGCCCACAGGAGCAUGGGUGACCCUUGCUGAGAGCGUGGCCAUCAUCUCUGGGGGCACCACAGGGCUGGUGACCUGGGAAGCAGCACUGCACCUGGCAGAGUGGGCAAUGGAGAACGUGGCCGUGUUCAGCCAGAGGACAGUCUUGGAAUUGGGCAGUGGAAUUGGUUUCACUGGAAUUGCAAUCUGUAAAACCUGCAGUCCCAAGACCUAUAUAUUCAGUGACUGCCACCCCUGUGUUCUCCAACAGCUGAGAGAAAACAUUCACUUGAAUGGCUUUGUCUUGGAGCCUGAAACUUCUCCUCGUACCCCAACACAGCCCCAGGGCCUGGAGGCACAAACAGCAAACUCCCAACAGCCAGAAAUAAUUGUUGCAGAACUUGACUGGGGCUCAGUGACAGAAAAACAAGUGCUGGAUCUUCACCCUGAUGUUGUCCUUGCAGCAGACGUGGUGUAUGAUCCAGAGAUCACUUCAGCCCUUAUUGGUGUGCUACAAAAACUCAGGGUUUCCAGAGGAGCCAGGAAACCUCCUGAGGUCUACAUUGCUUCCACCCUUCGUAACCCAGACACCUUUCUCCUCUUCCAGGCUGAGCUCGAUAAAGUUGGGAUCAGAUGGCAGAUUAUCCCAGACCACAGCAACACUGUUUUUCCUUGUGAUGUGCAGCCAAAUGUAAAUAUUCUACAACUAUUUAUAGAGCCAGCAAGUAUGACAUAAAUAGAACUUUCAGACCACCAGAAGCUCUCUCUGCCUUGGAACAAGAUUAUCUUCAAUUCUAGAGACAGACACUGAGGAUACAGCUCCACAGACUGUUGUCCAAGUGAUUUAUGUUUCUCCUUUUAAUUGUCAGCACCCACACAGGCAACUGCUGCCCCUCAGCAGCAGCUGAGAGCCUCAAGCAGUAGAAACAAAAAGCCCUGAUCAUCCUUUACCCUGAUUCUCUAAAAGACUACAGAAUUUAACUGUAUUUUUUAUUUCCACCUGUGUGCUGAGUUGUCAAUAGUGGAGGCACAUCUGCAGGAUGACAGGAUGAGGGCUGCACACUGACAAGGCAGCAAAACAAUGUUUCAUAGUAAUAAAUGUUUUAU
Calypte anna (Anna's hummingbird) is the source of this 1601-nucleotide messenger RNA. RefSeq names its product eukaryotic elongation factor 2 lysine methyltransferase (gene EEF2KMT). NCBI's taxonomy places the organism in Eukaryota, Metazoa, Chordata, Aves, Apodiformes, Trochilidae. The transcript has 9 exons. The record is from RefSeq and is a predicted model, not a curated record. Bases 103 to 1230 code for a protein of 375 amino acids.